AGAAGAGUGUAUCCAACUGCUCUUUCGGUCCAUCAGGGAAUCAAAGCGGUCCUGGCGGAGAGCUACGAGCGCAUUCACCGCAGUAACCUGGUCGGCAUGGGGGUGAUCCCCCUGGAGUACCUGCCAGGGGAGAACGCAGAGGCCCUGGGUCUCACGGGGCGGGAGCGAUACACUAUCAUCAUUCCAGAAAGCCUGAAACCACGAAUGAAAGUCCAGGUCAAGCUGGACGGCGGGAAGACCUUCCAGGCUGUCAUGAGGUUUGACACCGACGUGGAGCUCACUUACUUCCACAACGGGGGCAUCCUCAACUACAUGAUCCGCAAGAUGGCCAAGGAGACCCUCGGUUCCUAGGAGACCCGUACUCCAAGCACCAGGAGGAAGCAGCGCCCCAGCCCGCGGAGCCCCUGGAGGAGAAGGCGCCACCCCACCUCCAAGGGCGGAGCAGUGGGCACUGGGGUUUGCUGCCGUUCAUCCAGGCACCCAAUCAGAAGUGUCUGUGUCCUCUCUUGUGGCUCAUCUCUUUCUCUCUUCUAGACUCUCCCGGGUUAGGGUGGUAGAAAGGACGGCGCGGCCAGGAAGCGAGAAUGGAGCUGGUGGGUGAGGUUAACUGCUCACCGGAUGUUGACUUCUCACCCCAGGCCUUGACUGUCCUGUUGAAGGACACACACCUUCUCAGACGCUGCUGUUCUGCCCGCCCUCUGCUCAGUGACACCUGACCCUCGCAGGUCAUUUUUCUCUGCACAUCGCCCCAGUGUUAACUGACCUGGCUACACAAGAGCCUCUUCACCCUUCAGAUCAGAGCAGUGAUUGUGAUUUUUGCACCCUCCCCCGCCGCCCCAUCACGUGAGUGAUCGGAACACCACGUGGGCCGGACCACCAGCAUUGCCGAUUUUUGAUCCUAUACCUUUUGAUAAAUCAGCAUCACAAAUGCGAAGUGUUCUGUAAAAGAAACCUUCAGAAACGUUUCUUCAGGAGAUUUUUCAUUUUUCCAGAGAAGCCCCUGUGUCGGCUCGCGGUCUGGGAGGGAGACACGGAACCUUUCUAGAUUUGAAUAAAAUAAUUAAAUCUAUUUUCAAGGAAAA
Echinops telfairi (small Madagascar hedgehog) is the source of this 1082-nucleotide messenger RNA. RefSeq names its product cytoplasmic aconitate hydratase-like. NCBI's taxonomy places the organism in Eukaryota, Metazoa, Chordata, Mammalia, Afrosoricida, Tenrecidae. The record is from RefSeq and is a predicted model, not a curated record. Gene Ontology annotation, cellular component: cytosol; mitochondrion. The annotation marks the transcript as partial. The transcript has 2 exons. Gene Ontology annotation, biological process: tricarboxylic acid cycle; citrate metabolic process. Gene Ontology annotation, molecular function: aconitate hydratase activity; 4 iron, 4 sulfur cluster binding; 3 iron, 4 sulfur cluster binding.